Molecule: messenger RNA, 1655 nt
Organism: Rosa rugosa (rugosa rose)
Lineage: Eukaryota; Viridiplantae; Streptophyta; Magnoliopsida; Rosales; Rosaceae
Exons: 2
Coding region: 294-1166 (290 amino acids)
Molecular function (GO): nucleic acid binding; zinc ion binding
Source: RefSeq, a predicted model, not a curated record
GGUGUUAAUUAAGUAUCUCGUAGUUUAAGUCAGCACAUCGAAGGAAUUUAGAGCACAUAAAGAAAUCUUAUCAUCUUGCUCACAUGCGUUGAUAAAAUUUAUCAAGUUUCGUGUUCUAUAAAGCUUGUGGUGUGAUAAAGAACUCAAGGCACUAAUAAAUUUCUUGCUCACAUGUGUUAUUUAAUAGUGCAACUAAAGAUUGGGGUUAUUUGAACAAUUUUUGUGCUCUCUGAAUUGUUCUUUUGUUGUUCAUUGUAUGACAUGUUUAGGAUAAUUUACUUAAGGCCUAUUACAUGUUUUACUUUACAGUUUCUUCUGCGCUUAUGACACCUAUAGAAAUUCUGAGUGCAACCAAUUUUAAGGGCUGGAAGCAUGACGUAAUGAUAAACCUAGGAAUUAUGGAUCUCGAUUUAGCCUUAAGGGAGGAUCAGCCUGUGAUUACUCCAACCAGUACUAAUGCUCAGAAGGAGAAAGCUGAAAAAUGGGAGAGAUCUAACAGGGUGGCGUUGUUGUUCAUGAAAAAGUACAUGAAUGAGACUGUUCGAGGUAGCAUUGCAGAAACUAAUGAUGCCAAAGCGUAUCUGACAGCCAUAGGACAGAAGUUUCAGGAAUCCUCAAAGGCAGAAACAGGAAACCUGAUGAUGGCACUGUCUAAGGCGCAUUUUGAAGGAGAAGGAAGUGUUAGGGCGCAUAUUAUGAAGCUGAUUGACAUGAGCAAGAAACUUUCAGCCCUAGCAAUUCCUAUUCUUGAUCCUUUCCUUGUCCAUUUUGCUCUUGAAUCCCUUCCAGAUGCCUAUAGCCAACUGAAGGUCAGCUAUAAUACUCAGAAAGAGAAGUGGAACGUAGAUGAGCUUAUUGCCCACUCUGUGCAAGAAGAAGCUAGGCUGAAAAAGGAAAAGGAGAAAUCUGUCUUUUUGGUUACCCAGUCAGGGAUCAAUAAAGGGAAGGCUGUUGGAUCCUACAAACGCCCACCUCAUCAUGCCAAGAGUGCUUCUCCAAAGCAGAACUCCUCUUCAUCCAAAGGAUCUCAGAACCUUAAGCCAAAACAAACAACAGUUUUCAAAUGCUUCUUUUGCAAAAAUUCUGGUCACAUGAAGAAAAACUGUGCUAAGUAUAAGUCGUGGCUAGAAAAGAAGGGGCUUCGUAAACCGGAGAACUCCAAGUAGAGAUGAAGUCAAAGUUUUCGUAGGGAAUGGAGUCAAAGUUGCUGUUGAAGCCAUAGGAACUGUUCACCUUAAGUUAGAAUCUGGUUUUGUUUUGAUUUUAAAGGAUGUUUUGUUUAUUCCUUCGAUGAGAAGGAAUUUAAUUUCCCCUGUCAAACUUGUUAAGGAUGGUUUCAAUUUUACUGUUUCUGAAGAAAUAAAGUUUUUCCUUAAUUCAAAUUAUGUUGGUAGUGCUUAUCUUCAAGAUGACAUGUGGCGUCUGAGGUGUUCUUAUUCUGUUGAUUCUUAUCUCAUAGAGCAAUCUAUAGGUUCCAAAAGAGUCUUAAUUAAUGAAAAUUCCUCUUUUCUAUGGCAUAAACGUCUUGGACACAUAUCCAAAAGACGUCUUCAACAGCUUGUUAAGUCUGGAAUACUUCCAGCCUUAGAUUUUUCUGAUAUGGCAAUCUGUGUUGAUUGCAUAAAAGGCAAAAUGACAAACUCCAGGAAGUUAGG